GAGUGUCACAGUGUGUUUGUUCACAGUUGAGUUACUGAGGAACGGCACUGUGGAAGACUCCUUUCUAAGCAACUCGAGUUUGCUGUGAUUCAGUUCAGGCCUUCUGCAGAGACAGCCUCUUGCCUUAAUGAGUGACACAGAAACAACAGAGAUUCCAUAUGAGGAUCAGGACUUUGGUGAUUCAAGAAGCUAUCCAGAUUUCCAGGGACCUACUGCCAACAGGAGUUGUACGGACGUUCUGUGCUGUAUGAUCUUCCUACUGUUUGUUACAGGCUACGUUCUGUUAGGACUUGUGGCUUGGACACAUGGUGACCCCAGGAGAGUGGCCUAUCCUACAGACAGCCAGGGACACUUUUGUGGCCAGAAGGGAACCCCCAAUGAGAACAAGACCAUUUUGUUUUACUUUAACCUAUUCAGGUGUACCGGUUCUUCCAUGAUGCCAAGGCUACAGUGCCCUACUACCCAGAUCUGCGUCUCCAGGUGCCCAGAGAAAUUUCUAACCUACUUCGAAAUGCAAUUUUUUAAUGAAAGACACAAAAGCCACUGGGAAUACUACCGCCAGUUCUGCAAGGCCACGGCCAGGCCUGCAAAGACUUUCUCAGAUCUGUCCCGUGGGGACUGCCCCCCAGCAGUUUAUCCAAGUAGACCUAUCCUGCAGAGAUGUCUGCCUUACUUCUCCCCCAUCAAGGGAAACUUAACCAUAGGAAACGGGAUGCAGUUUGAAGAUGGAAGUGAGAGGAGCAGAAAUGUCAUAGAACUCGCAGAGGCUGCGAAUGGCAUCACUAAAUUCCUCGAUGCCAGGACAUUUGGGAUGAAGGUAUUUGAAGACUACGUGACUUCAUGGAAAUGGAUUCUCAUUGGCCUGACCAUUGCCAUGGUGAUGAGUUGGAUUUUUUUGAUACUCCUGAGGUUCAUAGCUGGAUUCCUCUUCUGGGUCUUCACGUUUGGUGUGCUUGGAAUUUUAGGAUAUGGAAUAUGGUAUUGUUACCUGGAAUACAAUAGCCUUCAGCAGGAACCACAGUCAGCUUUCAUGAUCUACAACAUCGGGAUUCAGACCAACAUAAGCGUAGUCUUUCCUUUGAAACAGGCGUGGUUCUCAAUGAUGAUCAUCCUGUCCAUCAUUGAGGCCAUCAUCAUCAUCAUGCUGAUCUUCUUCAGGAGGCGGAUCCUCGUGGCCAUCACCCUGCUGAAGGAAGGAAGCAAAGCCAUUGGCUACAUCCCCAGCACAUUAGUCUACCCGAUUUUAACUUUCUUCUUGCUGUCAAUCUGCAUUUCCUACUGGGCCGUGACAGCCAUUUUCUUGGCUACAUCAGGGGUACCAAUAUUCAAAGUUAUGAUCCCAGAAGGGGAAUGUAGAUAUGAAGAUGAAAUCUGUGACCCAGAGAUUUUUCCUAAAACUAACAUUCCCAAACUCUGCCCCGGGGCAUCAUGUAACUUCGCUUUCUAUGGCGGAAGGAGUGUGUAUCACAGUUACAUCAUGACCUUCCAGAUCUACAACCUCUUUGCCUUUCUCUGGCUUAUAAACUUUGUCAUUGCACUGGGUCAGUGUACCCUCGCCGGUGCCUUCGCCUCCUACUACUGGGCCAUGAGAAAACCUGAGGACAUCCCCAAGUACCCGCUCUUCAUUUCAUUUGGACGAGCAAUACGAUACCACACGGGUUCUCUAGCCUUUGGAUCUUUGAUCCUUGCAUCAGUUCAGAUGUUUAAAAUGAUCAUAGAAUACCUGGACAGGCGACUUAAAAAGAAAGAGAACAGAGUUUCCAGGUUCCUGCAGGGCUGCCUACGGUGUUGUUUCUGGUGUUUGGAAAAGUUGGUGAAGUUUUUAAACAGAAAUGCCUAUAUCAUGAUUUCAUUAUAUGGCAAAAACUUCUGCGAUUCAACAAAGGAUGCUUUCUAUCUGCUCAUGAGAAACAUUUUGAAAGUCGCAGUUACAGAUGAAGUCACACACUUUGUAUUACUCCUGGGGAAAAUCCUAGUUUCUGGGAUUGUCGGUAUCCUGGCCUUCCUACUCUUCACAGAGAGACUGCAAAGGAUUAUAGAAGGACCAACGACUUUAAAUUACUACUGGGUACCUUUCCUGACUGUCGUGAUUGGAUCUUACCUGGUUGCUCAUGGAUUCUUCAGUGUCUAUUCAAUGUGUGUUGAGACCAUUUUCAUCUGCUUCUUGGAAGACCUAGACAGAAACGAAGGCUCUCGCGCAAGACCCCUUUUCACGACUCCGACUCUAAUGAACCUUUUGCUGGAGCCGCCGAACAAGUAUGCGAAGCAGUAGGAGAGCCGGCUGGGCGACCUGCCGCCGUGUGGCCUCCUGCUCCGCUGUGACAUCCAACACUCCUUCCACAGUGCUUUGGCUGGGGACAUUCGCAGCCACGGCCUUGCGGCUUGGUUCGCAUCUUAUACCAAAGCCCACACUGUAACCUGUGAAGCCAUCAGAAGUCGCAAGGGAAUUGUUAAUAACAUGCAACAUUUUUAUGCUA
Messenger RNA from Peromyscus eremicus (cactus mouse), 2477 nucleotides. It is a transcript of the gene Slc44a5, whose product is annotated as solute carrier family 44 member 5. The record is from RefSeq and is a predicted model, not a curated record. Gene Ontology annotation, biological process: transmembrane transport. Gene Ontology annotation, cellular component: membrane. The coding region runs from base 128 to 2272 and encodes 714 amino acids. The transcript is spliced from 24 exons. Gene Ontology annotation, molecular function: transmembrane transporter activity. NCBI's taxonomy places the organism in Eukaryota, Metazoa, Chordata, Mammalia, Rodentia, Cricetidae.